AUGUCAGGAUUAUCAGGCAAGGUCACGACAUACGGAAAGAAGAAGACUCAAAUCAUCUCAGUUCAUUCUGAUAUUUUGCACCCGGUCUCAUCAUCCCCUUUACCUCUGUCAAGGGUGAAACGACCAGUAUUACAAAGCAAAUUAUCAAAUGAUAUUACCAAUUUACCUCCUACACCACUGCCCUCGCGAAAAGGAGCCUCCAAUAAAGAGAAAGUCACAGUUAUCGAUGAUUCCCUUUCAAGUCCGGAGAUCAUAUUUAAAGCUAGAAAAGUAAAUCGACCAGGGAAAGUAGUCAUACCACGUUCACCAAGUCAUUCACCAAUCAAGAAGAAUUCAAGAAGGGUCCCAGAAAUUAUCAUACCUCUCAGGACUACAGCGAGAAAACCACUUGGCAGUUUAACAAAAAGAUUUAGUGAAAUCUCUAUCGUUGAUUCACCUGCUCCUGCUCUUGCGCCUAAAUCUAAAUCAGCCCAGUUACAACGUCCUUCUAUUCCCAAACGGACGAUACCAGACCCCCAAAUCGCAAUCGACGAAUUAUCAAAGACAUGUUCGUUUCCUACCGUACAUCAUUUCUCUUCUUUCCUUUCUCAAGGGGACUUACCAGAGUAUGGUGAAAUUCGAAAAGUGGGAGAAGCUUCCUAUUCGGAAGUAUUUGGUCUUACUUCCUCUACAAACUCAGACGAAAUCAAAUACGUCCUAAAAGUGAUACCGUUACUCUCCUUGACUCCUUCAGAGAAGAUAGUGGAUAAGCCUAUGCCCGAUAGCAGUAAGCCCGAAGACGUAAAGAAGGAAAUAGAAGUCACGAAAAGAAUGGGUCAAGUUCCCGGAGGGGGCUUUGUCGAGUUCAUUGCAGCGUAUAUGGUGCAAGGCGAAUACCCUGAAGCUUUAUUGGACAAAUGGGAUUUGUUCAAAGGUACAGAAGGUUCAGCAAGCGUCCGUCCAUCCGCACUCCCUGCUACGCAGAAAUACUGCCUUUUGGUACUUUCUCAUGCUGGAACUGAUCUCGAGACAUUCAAAUUUUCACAGAAUCAAGGAUGGCUUCAAGCCGCAGGCAUCUUUUGGCAAUUAGCUUCUUCUUUAGCAAGAGCAGAAAGAUGGACUGAAUUCGAGCAUCGCGAUCUGCAUGAAGGCCAAAUUCUGAUUCAACCAGUUUCGACGUCGUCAAGUGAUCAACAAGAGAAUUACUUGAACCCUGACUUAACGGGACUGAAACUCACCAUAAUCGACUUCGGUUUAUCGAGACUUUCGUUACCUUUACCUGGUAAAAAAGAUGAGUCGAAAUCGGUAUCUUUAUGGAAUGAAAUUCCUGAAGAGGUAUAUGAAGGUAAAGGAUUGCAGUGGGAUCUUUAUCGAUCAAUGAGAGAUAAGCUUCUAAUUGGAAAUAGCUGGGAUGGAUUUAACCCAAUUACCAAUGUAAUGUGGUUGCAUUACAUAAUCCGAUACAUGUUAACCAAACUUCGUCCACCUAAAUCACCAAAUAGGAGGUCAUCAAGAGCCACUGCAAUGUACCAACAAGAAGAGAAGGCUUAUUUGAUGUUAGGUCAAGUCGAGAAAGUCUUAGGGUGGAGUGUGGACUAUGAUGGUAUAGGAAAACGAAGAGGAUUAAGAGGUGAUGUUAAAGUUGUAUUUGAAAAGAAGUUGAUCAGUGUGCAAGAAGUAUUCACGUGGGGUCAACAACAAGGUUGGAUUACUGAAGCCUGA
Molecule: messenger RNA, 1701 nt
Organism: Kwoniella shivajii
Lineage: Eukaryota; Fungi; Basidiomycota; Tremellomycetes; Tremellales; Cryptococcaceae
Exons: 7
Coding region: 1-1701 (566 amino acids)
Biological process (GO): intracellular signal transduction; protein phosphorylation; mitotic cell cycle
Cellular component (GO): cytoplasm; nucleus
Molecular function (GO): ATP binding; histone H3T3 kinase activity
Source: RefSeq, a predicted model, not a curated record